Molecule: messenger RNA, 666 nt
Organism: Eublepharis macularius
Lineage: Eukaryota; Metazoa; Chordata; Lepidosauria; Squamata; Eublepharidae
Product: gap junction beta-2 protein-like
Exons: 1
Coding region: 1-666 (221 amino acids)
Biological process (GO): cell communication
Cellular component (GO): connexin complex
Source: RefSeq, a predicted model, not a curated record
AUGGAGACAGAAGCCCUAACAAGGCUGCUCAGUGGCACCAGCAUGCUGGCUCCCCGCCUGGGCCGGGCCGGGUUGUCCAUUCUCACGACUGCCCGGCUAGCAGCCUUGGCCAUGGGCACCAAAAGCCUUUGGCGGGAUGAGCUAGGUGACCUGUUUUGCAAUUCCACUACCAGCUGUCGCCUGACCUGCUUCGACUCCGCUUUCCCAGUCUCACCCUUCAGCCUCUUUCUGCUGCAGUCGGCUUUCACCUCGGCACACGGCUUGGCCUGCUGCUUCCUGUGGCGUUUGCCCAACAGCCAGGGUAAGAGUGCCUGGCAGAAGGGGUGGCUCCUCAACAGAACCCGACAGCUACAACUCCAUGCCCUGGGGGUCUUGGCUCGGAUCUUCCUGGAGGGAAUCUUCUUGGCCGUGUUCCACAGUCUCUACGGCCGCUACCCACAGGGCUUGCGUUGCCCUGCUUCGACCUCUUGCCCCAACACUGUCCAGUGCACCAUUCAGAAGGCUCAGGGGAAAGAUGCCUUCAACCUCUUUGUAGCCGGAAUAUCCUGGGGCUCCAUUAUGGUUUGCCUAAUGGUGCUUUAUCCUGCCAUAACUGAAAUCUUCCAGCUUACGUUGCACCCUGCUAAGAGGCAACUGGGACGUCCCCUUUUAAUAGAAUGUGCAUGA